AGGGUGCAAGCUCGUUGGUAAAUUUUUUUUUUUUUUUUUUCUCCAUAUAAAUAAGUGAAAAAAUAAAUAAAUAGAAAAAUAGUGAUGUGUGAUUAUAAUUGUGCAAAUAUAUUAUAAUAAAAAUUAAUUAAUUAAUAUUAAAGUGAAUAUUUAAAAAAUUAAUCUAAUCAGAAAAAAUAAAUUUAAAAAUGGCAACUGAAUCAAAUAGUAGUUUAUCAGUAUCACCAAAACCAUCAUUAUCAAAUCAACCAACACCAUUCAGCAUUGAGGACAUUCUUAGUCGUUCAAAAAAAAAUUUACAACAACCAGAAAUUAAUCAUUCAAUAACAGAUGAUUUUCAUGAAAAUACAAUUCUAUCAGAUAAUAAUCAGGAUAAAAUUUACGAUAGAAAUUCAUGUGGAUCAAUUGAACAUGAUACAAAAUCAUUUAAAAAAAUUAUAUAUCCACGUGAACAAUCAUCACCAGAAUGUCGUGUUAGUGUUGGUGAUAUUUUGAAAUUUAACAAGAAGAAUUUUGAUAAUUUUGAUAGCUUAACUGGUAUUACAAAUUAUCGAAAAAUUAAAGACACAAAUAAUCGUCAGCAAGAUGAAGCAUUGGACAUGAGUAAAAAUAAAUAUCUAGACGAAAUGGAAGAUGAUUUGUUUGAUAAUCAAUCACAUGGACAAUCAUUGCAAAAUAGAAAAAAAAGAAGUCGUGCUGCAUUUUCACAUGCACAAGUUUAUGAAUUGGAAAGAAGAUUUGCAGCGCAAAAAUAUUUAUCAGGACCAGAAAGAGCUGAUCUUGCAAGAGGAUUAAAAUUAACAGAAACACAAGUGAAGAUUUGGUUUCAAAAUAGAAGAUAUAAAACGAAAAGACGCCAGCAACAAGAACUUGGUGCUCUAGUUAAUUCAAAUUCAGCAAGAAGAGUUGCUGUACGUGUAUUGGUACAUCCUGAUGAACAAUUUAGAGGACUUCCACCACUUCGUGGUACAAAUAUACAAAUUCCUGGUCAAAUAAAUUGUCCACCACAACUUCAUCAUACCAAAACAUUAAAUACAUUUCCAUAUUAUUGUCUACCAUAUCACCCUCUUCUGUGUCCACCCUUGCAUUCACCACAAAUGCAAAUUCAAGGCAUGUCGGAACUUGAAGUAACACGUGACACUCAAUCAACAAAAGCUGAUAAUAACAAAUAACUAGUCUUACUCAAAUCAUUAUUAUCUUAAUCAUCAACCAAAAAUAUAUAUAUUAAAUCAAAAAAAAAA
Messenger RNA from Aphidius gifuensis, 1241 nucleotides. RefSeq names its product homeobox protein Nkx-2.5. Gene Ontology annotation, biological process: regulation of transcription by RNA polymerase II; cell differentiation. The record is from RefSeq and is a predicted model, not a curated record. Lineage: Eukaryota; Metazoa; Arthropoda; Insecta; Hymenoptera; Braconidae. Gene Ontology annotation, cellular component: nucleus. Gene Ontology annotation, molecular function: RNA polymerase II cis-regulatory region sequence-specific DNA binding; DNA-binding transcription factor activity, RNA polymerase II-specific.